Homalodisca vitripennis (glassy-winged sharpshooter) is the source of this 1699-nucleotide messenger RNA. Its product is annotated as transmembrane protein 230-like. The coding region runs from base 247 to 600 and encodes 117 amino acids. NCBI's taxonomy places the organism in Eukaryota, Metazoa, Arthropoda, Insecta, Hemiptera, Cicadellidae. The transcript is spliced from 3 exons. Gene Ontology annotation, cellular component: endomembrane system. The record is from RefSeq and is a predicted model, not a curated record.
UGUUGAGGAGUGCCAUAGGUUAAUGGCAUUGAAUGAAUAAUUUUGAUCAUGCCCGAUAGUUGGAACUAGUUUGAUAAUGAGAACUGAAUACCUUUUAGCAACUUAAAGCAUGUUUCAUGGCUAUUAAAUUAUAAAUGAAUAGUUUUCUGUGACUUAAGAGAACAUAAUUUCUAAAACACUGCAGGCUAUAGUGGUGCCAUAGAAGGAACGUUAUUUAAAUUUCUACUCUUAAAAGCGAAUUUGGAUAUGUUUCAGAGAAAAUCUUUUGAUCACAGGGAUGUAAGGUAUCAUAGCCUUAAAAGAAGUGGAAUCAACAGUUCUGACUACAUUGAUACUCAGUGGUAUGGGACAAAAGCAAUCCCGUGGAAAGCCAUUCUCCUUGCCUUCUUUCUCUGUGUUGGUGGUGGAACAUGUCUGCUAAUAACAGGAAGUCUGAUAGUCUCAGGACACAUAGAUGCAAAAUAUGCUGACCGAAUGUGGCCAGUGAUCAUCAUCGGCCUACUGAUGUUCCCACCCGGAGCAUAUCAUCUGCACAUUGCGUUCUGCGCGUACAAGGAGUAUCCCGGUUACUCUUUCACUGACAUUCCUGAGUUUGAUUAGGGAAUGAUUUUUAUAAUCAAAAUUAGUCAUAGUUUUGUGCUAUGCAUUUUAAGUCAGUAUACGAUCCUAAUUUCUCAUUGCAUUUUAAGCCUCGUGUCCUACAAUUUUUAGCUAGUCAGUUUCUCUUGCCUUAAAUGGUUAAAUUAUUUUUAUUUCUACGACUGAAACACUUGUAGUAGCUAGUCAUUGUUAUGUAACUGAUAGCGAUCUAAGAUUUACAAUAACUAAUUUAGUAGUGUGUCUAAGAAAGCUGGCUACACUUCAGAAGUAUGGGGGGAAUAAUGUUCACACUCUCUUAGACAUGUUCAGAAAACCUGAUGAUUUGAUUUACUUAAUGUAAAUAAUUUGUGUUCACUAUGAAAAAGUGACUGUUAUCAUACUUUAUGAAAUAACCACAAUGGUCAGAUGGUACAGAACUGGCAUUCACAUAGAUGGGGAAAAUAGGAGGUUUAUUAUGAAAGAAUCCUCUUUAUUUAGCAAAUAGAAAAUUAAUCAACAUAAAUUACAGAGACUGUGUAAUUAUUAUUUUUUAUAAUUUUAUUUUUGUCAACAAUAGAGGUUAAAAUGAUCUAAUUGACAUUUCCGAUAAUAAAUAAUAUAAUACACUACACUACUACACAGAAUGCUUGUAUGAAUGUCAUUUCUUAAAUUAGUUGUGUAAUAAUUCAGUACAGAAAUAAACAAAAUCUAGAGUCCUUGACUUCAUGGAUCUAGACUAUUAUUCUGAUCUCAGUUAUCAAAAUGAAAUUCUGGUUAUGCUCCCAUAUUACUGUAAAACAAUAUAGGCUACAUCAGUGCCAAUUGUGCCGUUUAUUGAAAUAGACUUCUCUAAUAUUAUAAGAGUUCGCUUUAAAAUAAAAGGCACCAAACCUAACUGCAACGUCCUACUUUGUUUAAAUUUAAACAUUAAAAUAUUCCAGUAUUACAUUUAUUUAUUGUAAGUAUCCCAAAUUAAAUGUUUGUUUUUAUUAUAUAUUUUAUGAUUACGCCAUUAGAUGAAAGCUGAUCAUUCAUGUUGUGUUGUGUUGUACGUUGUAUUUAAUUGUUCUUGUUAAUUUUUUAUGUUUGUUGAAAUUUAAUAAAUGAUUGUUUACUUGUG